Molecule: messenger RNA, 1545 nt
Organism: Lathyrus sativus (Indian pea)
Lineage: Eukaryota; Viridiplantae; Streptophyta; Magnoliopsida; Fabales; Fabaceae
Source: the annotation of a GenBank genome assembly
AUGAACUGCACCGUUUCGUCAGGCUACGUCGUCGUUUUGAAGUUUCGGAGUAUAAGAGAACAUGGCUUCAGUAGUUCCUCGGAAUCAGUUUGGACAAAUUAUCCCAUAGAGAACGCGUACGAGCUGUUAGAAGUAUCUGAAACAAGCUCAUUUGCUGAGAUCAAAUCGUCAUUUCGCAAAUUGGCUAAACAAACUCACCCGGACCUCGCUGAGUCAAGGAACGAUUCCACUGCAUCUCGACGAUUUGUUCAAAUCCUUGCCGCAUAUGAGAUUCUUUCAGAUUCUAGGAAGAGAGCCCAUUAUGACAUGUACUUGUUAUCUCAGAAAAAGCUUGUGCAGAAGCAUUCUGAAAUGGGUUCAAAGUUGCGCUGUUACCAAUCACAGGCUUCGACAUUCAAAGAGAUGGAAGUUGUUGAAUGGUUAAAGUGGUACAGAUUAGCUAUAAAUGAUAUUUUGUUGGAGAAGAAAGCGGUGGUUGGAACAGGAUAUUUUGAUGUACUUGAGAGAGAUUUUUACUCUGCUAUUCAUGCAGCAUAUUAUGGUCCCGAAAUUGAUUCUAUCCCCAUGGAGCUUCUUCCUGACUGUUUUGAGGCUGAGGAGAGGUCCUCUUAUGAAACUCCCGAGGUUUUGCACUUGGUUUCAGGCCGUGAUCUUUUUGGGAUGGUUUGCCUAGUCAACAUGAUUCCAGAGAUAUCAUCUACUGAAAAUGAAAAGUUAACUUCUUGUAGAUCCUUCCAUUCAGACCUUUGUCAAUCUAUAAUGGAUAUGAACACCCUAAGGAAUGUAGAAAGGCCAGAUGAUUUUGGAACUCAACAAGAUCGCAACUCUAAAAUUUCAAGUAAUGUAUCAGAUGCGUAUAGAGAUCUAGAAUUGCACAUCUCUGGAAAAUUAGUUGCUACAGCAUCUAGGGUCCUACCUAGAUGUUGUUCUGGUGCAAUGCAAAAGGAAGACUCUGAAGAUCACAUCCAUGUGUACCUUAGUUCUGACGAAGAUUCCAGACAUAUCAGCAAUGGCUUUUCAAGAAAUUUAUUUGUAAAUAGCAAAGUUGGAAGCAGAAUGCAUUUGGGAACCAUAUCUGGACUUGGCAGCAGUCCAGAUGAGGGAUGCUGUGAUGUCUACAACAACAAUCGUGAAAAGACUCAUGUGAUUAUGAAACAUCGGACAUUGUUGGUGAAGCAUAUGCACUGGUAUCACGUGGGUGAGAACGUUUCAGUUUGUGAGUGUAGAUGCACCAGGGCACGUUUACCACCAAGCAAAUUUUGGCUAUUUGAGCCUCGAUGUGGCUUCCAUGACAUAGGGGGUUGGUAUGUUGAAACAUAUGGCAAAGAUAAGAAGGGUCGCACUAUGCCAUCACAAAGAUUCUGGGAUGGCUUGGAUUAUAGCGAGCAAGCUGAAAGAAGACUUCAUCCAGCAAUGUAUCUGUUUGCUCUUGCAUAUCGAACACUUGAUCUUGAAUAUGCCAAAACAAGCAAGAAAACAUUUAGGAAUGCUGUUGGAGCACAUAUGUUCCGAAUUCUCCACUGGUGCAGAAAACUUGCUCAAUAG